Brachypodium distachyon (stiff brome) is the source of this 811-nucleotide messenger RNA. RefSeq lists its product as uncharacterized. The transcript has a single exon. The record is from RefSeq and is a predicted model, not a curated record. Bases 55 to 663 code for a protein of 202 amino acids. NCBI's taxonomy places the organism in Eukaryota, Viridiplantae, Streptophyta, Magnoliopsida, Poales, Poaceae.
CAGAUACUACGUGUAUGUCCAUAUUUAUUGUAUUGCGGUAAAUAUGAAAAAUAAAUGAAGAAUAUAAUUCUUUUCAAUCUUCACAUUGGCUCUCAUCUCUCACACACAAAGAUGAAGAUCAUCCUCCUAGCCCUCGUCUUCCUCCUCGCGUCCCCCUUCACCUCUGCCGGGAGGAGCUGCCCCGGCGUGACGUCCAUGACGCCGGCGGCGGCGUGCAAGGCGGCAUGCGGCACGCCGCUCAUGCUCAGCCUCUGCACGGACACGCUCAGCAGGGAGUUCAACCCCAAACCCAACGAGAUCACGGCGUACGCGCUCCUGGCGGUGCGGCAAGCCCUCGAGUCCCAGAAGGCCACCGUGGGCCGCAUCUUCGCGCUGAUCGGCAAAGGAGGGCUCUCGCCCAAGGAGGUGCUGGCCUACAUGGCCUGCCUGCCGGCCUACAACUUUGCCGGGGAGUCCAUGGGCCACAUCUACGGCGACAUGCUGCCACGCUGCUUCUUCUCCGGGCUCCUGGAGGAGUACCAGAAGGGGAUCAAUGGGGGCAUCGAGAGCUGCAGGGACGGCAUCUUGCAGUUCCUGGCGACGCCGCUUUACGCUCUCAUCGUCGCCGACCGGAACAAGGCCGUGCUGGCCUUCUUCCUCGGCAGGUUGUUGCUGAGUCAAUGACCGUUCCCAGAUUGUAGUGCUGCAUGUCUUCGAGUAAUCGCUGCAGAUUAUUAACCCAAAUAAUAAUUAUAUAUUGUAGAGCGUGUGAUGAUCGAUCUGGCAUGUUUUGGGAUACAAUAUGAAUUACUAACUCCAUUGUGUUGUUUUA